GCGCUGGCAAUUUGUAGGCGUUCAAUAUUUAUAACUACGCUUUAAGGCAAAUAUCGAUUAAGAAAUAACAAACGAACGAGUGAUGAACAUGUUAGGUGACAAAGUGGUUGUGUUUCUGUUGUAUUCUUUGACGACAUACUGCCGUGUUUCUUCAACGGAGGUACCCAUAAUUACCCGCGAUACUUACGACUUGCUACAGUAUCCAAAAUGCAAUGGGAAAAGUGUUGAGGAUUUUCAGUGUGAUGGGAACUCUGAACGAGUUGAAGGUGACGAUCGCAAGAAGACAUGUCAGUGUAAAUGCAAAAGGGGUUAUUUGACCUAUCGUGAUCCCCAAGUUGAAUAUGACGUUCUAGAAGGAUACAAGUAUAAGGUUGGAAAGAGAGGUUGCGUUUGGAACGGGAUCUCCAGAGAAGGUUGUCACAAUCUUCAAAUGGAGGAAAAACUGAUGUAUAAUAACAAUACCAAAUUUUCAGCACCUAUUAUUCUUGAUCUUACGGAGGCUGGAAGUAUAAUCCUAACGAAGGAGGGUCUUUUAAUUGAAGGUGGAAGCUAUUGUUUUGAUCCUUACGUUCGAAUACCUGGUAAAAACCAAUGGGAAAAAGUUGAAAACAUUCAUUUCGAUCUGCAACGCGUAACAGGACGUCCGGAUAAAUAUAAGUUAUCGUGGACAUUGAGUGGUAAUCAGUUUAUCUAUGCCUAUCAGGGUCUGGUAAUGAAACUGAAUUUCUCUGUGUGUAGCCAGCAGUCUCUUGUCUACUGUAUGAUUGCUAAAGUCGCCGGAACAUACACUGGACAUAGCAAUUGUAAACAUCGGACAGUAAACAAUCGUUGCUGUAUAUUUCCCUUCGUCUAUAACGGAAAAGUACACAAUAAAUGCGUCAGUACUUCAGACAUGCCUGGAGGGACCUGGUGUGCGGUUAGCUUGAACCCAUCGGUAACAACAGGAAACCAUAAAUGGCGAGAAUUUUGCUCAACUUCGACGACUACACCCAGUUCUCUAACCACCAGACCGCCAUCUAGACACCCACCGAUCAUCCACUCACCACCACCUAUGGAGAAGAAAACCACCCCCAAGCAACAUAUCAAAACUGAACCCCACCCUGCCCAAAACUCCAAGUUGCCAAAGGACAUAUACGCUGUCACUGUUACUGUUACCCAAACCUGCGGAGGAAGCAGCAAAGCUGUCCCGACAAUUGUUUCAGGGAAAAGGACUGGUGGGUCAGACUCCAAUACUGGAUUGAUCGUAGGAAUUGUGUGUGUUGUUGUGUUUUUGGUGAUCGUCGUUGCAUUGGUGGCAUUUUGUCUUCGACGACGAAGAUCCACCAGGAGGAACAGAAAAUCUCGUCCAAAGAAGUCAAUUUCUAGAGAAGAUCUUGCAGAAUCACCUUACGCGUCGUUCUAUAGUAAAGGCACGCCAAUAAACACUUUAAAUCACCUCAACCAUGGAUAUCAACAAUCGAUUGAACUUACAGAAGAUCAAGCAGCAGCUAUAGUCAGGCGGAGCUACCUGAAAGACAGUUUGAAUGGCGUUGGCAAUCAUCACUAUGAUACUGUGGAAAAUGGGAGUCGCCAGGGCAAGGGACUAUCUUGUCCUAUCUAUAGCAUGCCAGAGGCAGAUUAUUCACUUAUUAUGGAGCAAAGGCAAACUAAGAUUGACAGGAAUCUUCCACCAGUGCUUCCAGUUUUCCUCUCGGGUAGAAGAGUAGAUCCCACCAGGCAUCUGUAUUCUGUGUUAGAGCGAGAUCACGAUCCAUUCCGGAACCCAGAACCCACAGACAAUGAUUCGGUGUUCGUCGAGGCUAACCCUCUCUAUGGUACAACCACACGUUACAAAAUGAACCAAGGCAUGAGAGUUAAUGAAGGAGGUUUAGCUGAAGCCAACCCAUUGUAUGGAACUAUUACUGGAUUCGGCCGAAAAAAACCACCACCUCCAUUGCCGCCAAGACUGUACGAGGACCCGCUGGAAAUUGUCCCAACAAGAAAUGAUCGUCCUGGGCUAGGCGAGGCUGAUAUUUAAAAUGAACCAAUCACGGACAGCAAUUGCGGCAUUGCGCAAUACUUUGAAUUGCACCGUCCUAGUAUAGGUAGCGAGUGUGGCGACUUUUUACACAAGUCUUUCAAUCGGUCGCCAUCCUUUCUCGGGAUAGGUAUAGUAUACUAAAAUUAAAGUAAAUCGAAGUCUCGUCAUUUCAUUAAAUAUUUGAUUAUUUAUAACGGUAUGCUAAAAGAUGUGGGGUUAAUUUUUAAAUUCUAAGGGUAUUGGUUAUCUACGAUCGAUGAUAAUAAAUCUGCUAUUAUAUUUUUGCCUAGUA
This is a messenger RNA of Dendronephthya gigantea, 2312 nucleotides long. RefSeq lists its product as uncharacterized. The record is from RefSeq and is a predicted model, not a curated record. The transcript is spliced from 9 exons. The coding region runs from base 83 to 2017 and encodes 644 amino acids. Lineage: Eukaryota; Metazoa; Cnidaria; Anthozoa; Malacalcyonacea; Nephtheidae.